This is a messenger RNA of Galendromus occidentalis (western predatory mite), 9396 nucleotides long. RefSeq lists its product as uncharacterized. Bases 1 to 9396 code for a protein of 3131 amino acids. The record is from RefSeq and is a predicted model, not a curated record. NCBI's taxonomy places the organism in Eukaryota, Metazoa, Arthropoda, Arachnida, Mesostigmata, Phytoseiidae. The transcript is spliced from 58 exons.
AUGAAUCUAAAAUGGGUUCUCACGAAAACAGACAAAUUCACCUUAGCUCCUCCGUUGUCGAAGGGCCUGUCAGGACUCAUCGAUGUUCCACACUAUGAUAUCAUUGGCUCACGGACAGUCAAUCUACAGGUGUAUCCUUUGGGUUAUCAUCUGCAGGAUCCCGGUAAUCGCAACGCACAGAUCGCAAGCCUCGGUCUAGCCCACCGCAACCUCGUGGAACUAUUGCUUUGCUGGCUCUUGGGGCUGUCCCGAGGGAUACCUCCGGGGCGAACCUCGACGCCAGACGGAACUGGACCAAAAUCAUUCGACGUGGAGUCUUCCGAUUUCUCAAGCAUUCAACAUUCCAGACUCGCCAACUGCUCAGAUUUUCUACAGAUUAUACGGGGGCAACAGUUCCCCCUCAAAGUUGUCCGUUCGACCCAACAGCGGGUAUCUCUCAGCCAUGCGUUCCUCGAUACCCAGUUGGGCAUUCUGCCGGGCGCCACUUACACAGUGAACCUUCCCAACUUGCCGAUAGAAAGGUCAUCGACACCAAGCGACGAAGCGAGAUAUAUUUUCAUCGAAGGAGAAUCACCCAAAGACAACUUCAGCCAUUUGCCUGCAAAAGUGACAAGACAAUGUGGAGGACAAGGUGGUUAUGUGAUGGUUCUUCAUGGCGGUGAGAAGCCUCACAACAACAAUAACGACCUGAACGACGGACGUCUUACCGCUCAUUGGACUCCUUAUGUCGAAUCCGACCGAGACAAACGGAGAGCAGAAUCCAUUAUUCUUACAGUUGUCUACUCGCUCAAUUGGAACACAUUAGCAGCGGAAGAGCUCAGCAUUCGAGUUAGAUCAGGAUGCCACCGACUUUUGGAAUCGACCUAUGCAGAACUAGCGAAUUUGAAUAUGUUUGAUUCUUGUGACGAGAAUGACGUCCAACUAGUGUUUCAAGCCCCGCCUGGACAUCGCCCCAUCAUUCAGUUCACCUCCGUCGAGGUUCGCGGCAAUGCGAAGAUUACGACAAAGACCGAUGCCGAAAGCUCCGUUGCUGUGCGGGUCAUCAGUAGCGCGUCCCUCGUUCAACCAUCGAGGAGAUCGCCGGCGAUGGAUAGUUUACGUUGGGUCUCGCUCGAGUUUCAUGUUUGCAGACCUCUAGACGAAGAGGCGAUUGCGGGGUGUGACUUCAACCUGGUAGCCUUCGCUCUCAAACCAGACGGUUGCAACGUCUCUUCCAGGGAGUCUGGGUCGUGGACGACUCCGUUUUUCUCGGAAAGGAGAUAUCCGCCAGGACUCAACUGCCAUCUGACCAUCACGGCGCCGCCGGGUCAACGCGUGGUCCUCACUGUGCACAAGCUAGGAGUCGAUGCAAACUGUAAUGAUAACUUACAAGUGUUCCCUCUCUCCGGAGUCGAGAGAAGUAGAACACUCUGCCGGAUGGACGAGGUCAUGCAUUCCGACGUGAUGGUUUCGCUAGCCGAAGAGCUCAACAUACAUUUUAGAAGCGACCUCGAUCACUUCAGCGGAGGUGAAGGAGUUUCGUUAUCGUGGGAGAUCCUUUCGCUCUGUGCGAACCGGAGCUUUACCGAGUCAUCAGGACAAUUCUGCUUCAACUCCUCUGACCUGCGCGUUCCUGUAGCUCUGGAGGUGGACUGCGUUUUCACCAUUUAUGCGCCGCUCGGCUUCAGGGUGCACCUGAAUUUGACUGAGCUGUUCAUAAUCGAUGCCACUCAAGCGGAGAGACAGAACGCGUCUGAGAAUUGCGGCAGGAAUUUCGUUGAAGUCGACGAUGGUGAUGACGGGCGAACUCGACGAUGUGGAUCCUGGGAUGCGGCCCUGUUGAACUCCCCAGGUCGCGGCUCCUUUGAAUCCGCGGACAACGUUUUGAAGCUGCGAGUGAAAGGCGAAGCGAGCCCACAGAAGAGGGUUUCAUUGUGUGCUAAUUUUGAACGGAGGGUAUCCGACCCCAAGUACCUGCGAUGUGACCCCAGCGAGGGGGACAGUACAAACUCCACCGAGCUUUUUUGGGUUUCCAGGGGAAAUCAGUGUUACAGGGUUUUCGACCGAGCUUUGACGUGGAGGGCUGCUAACGAGCUAUGUCUACGGCAGGGCGGAUCGUUAGCGAUCGUGGAUUCAAAAGAAACUCAAGCCCUGCUGGACAGGCUCCUACACUCGAGUCCACUCUAUCCCGACCAGCGGAGUUUCUGGAUCGGAGCGACAGACAUCCGUUACGAGAGCUGUUUUGAAUGGCCGGACGAGUCUUCUGUACAAUAUACAAAUUGGUUUCCUGGCUGGGCGAAUCACGGCAAUUACAAUAAACAACCGAGCGACGACGCAGACUCGGAUCAGGACUGCGUUCAGGUCCAGGACACGUUCGUGUACCCCUCGAAGGGGAGAGGAGUGACUGCAAGUUUCUAUUGGAAUGAUCGCCAUUGUCAGGCCAAGAAUUCUUUUGUUUGCCAGAGACCUAGAAGUGGAUCGGCCACUGCGUCAGUACAAGACUUGGACGUGAACUGCAAUCGCUCGGUUGUGUUGAGCUCGUCUCAACCAUCGGAGGUUCUCCAUUCUCCGCGGUUCCCCCUCAGUUAUCCCAGCAGCCACAAAUGCCAUUUUUCGAUACAGCUACAAAGACACUCUUCUCAGCACAACCAAUCGAUUGAACUUCGUUUCUUGGAGUUUGACCUCGAAGAUCAUGAGAGCUGUGAUUAUGACUAUGUCGAGGUGACGAAUGCGUCAUCGCCAUCCAUUCUGGAGAAUUCAACGGGGAAGAUCUGUGGAAACUGGAACGACAAAAUCAAGUUACUCCGAUUCAAAUCCUCCGAUAGGAUGCUCGUCACUUUCGUCAGUGAUUUCUCCCACGCGUUCAAAGGCUUCAAGGCCGAGGUUCUGCUCGUCAACAAUGAGGACUCGGACCCGAACGAACACUCGGACCGUCGCUGUGAAUCGGCAGAUUACAGGUUCCAUGAAGGGCAUUGUUAUCUUGUCGGCGGGAUGCCCCAGGUGUCCUGGAACACAGCUAAUGCCAUCUGCCGUGAAGCCAAUUCUACUCUGCUGAAUAUCGAGGUAGACGCCGACGACGCUACGAAUCAGGCUUCCCAAUUGCUAGCGGAGCUCCUACAACAACAGCAGUGGAAAACUUAUUCACAUCGCAGUCCGCUCUGGUUCUGGGCUAAUGCGCGGAAAACACCGUCGGACAGCUCAGCGCAGGAAGACUCCAACUCGGAAAGCUCAUCUGGAAUCCUACCUCCAGCGGACCUCGGAAAGUGCGGCGCCAUCCCCUGGAAGACCCGCUCCGAGGGCGCGUCUUGGACUUGGAGGAAGUGUGUUCUGACGGGAGGCUACGUUUGUCAGAAAGACCCUGUCGUCGUUCCUCCAUCUCUCAAUUCUACGGUCAGCAGUCCUUCCGGCGUUGCCGGAUAUCUGAGGACCCCGACUCCGGACGCGCCUUACCUCGACAACUUGCGUUACACCAAAAAGAUAGUCGCCGGGAAAGGUCAAAAGGUAUUCGUCUUUUUCGAGUCUUUCGACGUCGAAUGGCAGGCCCAGUGUCUUUACGAUCAUGUCGAGCUUGCGUUGGGUGCGCCAUACGAGCCUAUCCGUAUAUGUGGACAGAAAGAAAACGGGCAGACACCCACAAUCGUCACUAACAACACUGCGAGAGUCAUGGACGCGGACGAGACCCUGCAAUUCCUGUCCUCGGGAACGGAGCUACGAGUCACCGUACAGACCGAUCAAUCGACCUUGGGUUCGGGUUUCAGUCUCAGAUGGGAAGUGUUGAACAUACACUCGGAAUGCGGUUCCGCGGAGCUGCCCGUGGUUCUCCUGGUCGACGAGGAUGGCGAGACGAAGAGCUUCAAAUCACUCCGAUAUCCCGACAUGUAUCCGCCGUCGUUGCAGUGUCACUAUCAAAUUCAGCCGGGAGCGGUGUCAAGUCACAGAAGCCGGACGCAAGACAAGGGCCGAACCGUCACGGUGCUGCUGACAUUCGCUUCGUUCCACGUUGGCACGAGGAUCGAGGAGAGCAACACGUGUGUUGACGACUAUGUGGAGUUGAACCUGGGGGACGGGGACCGAACUUUGAAACUCUGUGGACAUCUCCCCGAGGGACACCAGGUGAUGGCCUAUCAAACCUCGGUGAUGAUAAAGUUCGUUUCCACCCGCGGUGGUUACGUGGGAUUCGAAAUCAAAUACCAUUUGUUCUCCGCGCAACAACUCUCCACUGUGCUCUCCAUGGACGAAGGCCGUUCGGUUUUACGUCCUUUGAAUUAUCCUCAGCCGGUUCCAGCACACCUGAAUCAGCUGUCUGUUCAAAUAUUCUCCGGCGCGGGCCAUCGCAUGGAAUUCAUCACCCGGAACUACACGGGUCGGCACAUGGGCAAUCUGAAAAAAAUCAUCUUCCGGGAUCCGUUUGCUCAGUUUUACACGGCUCCUCAAAACACCUCGGCGUCUACGAACGUCGCUAGCAGAUCGAGGUCAGUACCCGACUCGGAUUGGGAUCGCAUCGUUUACAUCCCCUCCGGUGGUAAUCCGUCCGGACAUUGGUCUGACCCGGAGUCCAACCUCGAUUUGACGUCAACGGAGCUGGUCAUGAUCAAAAGUUUACUCAAUGGCAUGGUCAUCAACUACGAGCCUCAAGAUAACCUUAUGAUACGUAUCAAAGUCGAAAAAGAUGAGAAUUUCACUAGCGCAGCGGUGCGAGAGCUCGAUGUCACGGAUUUCGUGCUGCCGACCUGCAGGCCGAACCCCUGUUUCAAUGGAGGUCGGUGUGUGGAGGAAUAUGGGAAGAAUAUUUGCAAGUGUCGCUGGUCAUUCACUGGCGUCUUCUGCCAUCGGAGUCCAUGCGAUAAUGGCUAUUGUAAAAACGGGGAAUGUCGGAUGAAUGAAAAUACCCGGAAACCCGAAUGUACUUGCGAUUCAUUUCAUUUCGGCGAACGGUGUGAAUCAAGACGGUCUCCUUGCGAGCACAACCCGUGCGGGUCUCACGGACGCUGCGCAUCAGUAAGAGGCGAUACGGAUUACGAGUGUUCUUGUCAGUUCCCGUUCGACGGACGUAACUGUGAGCGUCACAACCAUGUAAUUCCGAUACCUCUCUCAACGCGUAUGGUCAAAGAGCCCUUCUGGCUGGGCUUAAUCACCGUUGGAACGGUCCUUUUGAUCAUCCUGAUGGUGUACUGUGUGAAGCGUAAAUUCGCCGACAAAAUUGAAAAGUUCCUCGCUGACGAGAUCGAACGCUCCAAAAACAACCCUCCAUCACCUCAAGCGACUCGCUACAGCGUGGGCUCAGCGAGACCGUCUCUCACUCCAGUUCCCACGUCGAUCGUGCCAGCAAAUUCACAAAGCCUGAGCCCUCAGCCGACGCAGAAGGAACGAAAUUCCGGCUCCUCACUCCUCAAUAGUUCAAAUCCUCUGAGUUUCGAGGACAUCGUUAAAAGAGCCACUAGCUCCGGGUUAGCUUCGAAGAAACAUUCGCUCAAUUCUACGUCGGACAGCGACUGCAAUACGAAUUCCGCGCAACGCAAACCCUCGCUUCUCCAUCAACCUUCGUUCUCGGAGCGACCGAAAGUUGAGAAAAACCCCGAGACUGUGAAAAUCCUAGCGAGCUUAGUUGCCCCGUCACAGGAUACGAAAAGAAGAAUGAGCCUUGACGAGUUCAUCCGUAUGAGCGAAAGAAAACUCCAGCAUGCUCGCCGCUCCACUGAAGACACUACUCCUGGCGACGUCUCCGACGUUUCGAUAGGCUCCGAAGCGUCGUCCAUGGAAACCAGUUUCAUGCAAGGUCAUCAACAGAUGAGACCUCACUCUUCUAUUCGGGAGCAUUCCUUUGAGAGGUCGAAUUCCUCUGUCGAAGAUCCUGAAUGCUCCGGAAGUCUUCUGGCUCGCCAACCGUCCACGACGACCGCCCUGCAUCUCCGAGCGGACAGUUCCCGCGACGGUGAUGGCUUCACUUCCGCCUCUGAGAACGAGCAAGGUCAAAAACGACCGCUAAGGCAAUACAGACUUUACAAUACUCGACAAAGUAGUCAACGUGAAACCCCCACCCUCGUCCUGAGCUCCAGAUGCGGAACCCCUCGGGGGUCUUUUGAUGCUCACUUCUCGCUGUCGACCGAACGAGAUCCCGAGGCCCCGAUGUCCGUCGCUCCCGCUUCAAACUCUUCUCCCUCGAAAAAUCAUUCGGCACCAAAUGACAAUCGUCAGCAGCAACAGCAGCUGGCAGCAGACAAUUUAGAAACUCGGCAGAACGCAUCGAAUCCCGCUAAUGAACAAAUGUCUUACAAGGAAGCGAAGGGAGUCGCAUUCAUGGAGCUUCUCCACAAAACCAUCGCCCAACUCCCCCAAGGUCAAAAUGAAUCGAACCUCGGAACCGGAGGUCCAGCUUCCACGCAUUCGCUUUCCAUCGACCGUCCCUCCUCCCCGAGUUUGAACAAAAUUCACGCCGCGUCUCCGUCUUACGAACAGAAGAUUUUCGAACCGUCCAACACGGAGGUGUCGAUGCUGUGUUUGCCAAGGGUACAGAAUGCUCAACCCAAGCUGAAAACCCUCUCGACGGAUGUGUUGCCUCUGAGGAAGUUCUCUGUCGAGCUACCAAUGCCUAAGAUCCUCAUAACGGCCAACGUUAGCUCAUGCGAAUCAGAAGCUGAAAGUCCCCCCAGAUCGCCGGCUUUGGCUCCGAACGCCACCUCGUGUCCAGAACGCUGCCAAAUGGCCGUCUCGGGAGGAGGCAUAAAAAUGUGCUACCUGUCUCCGUUCAUGGGCGGACCAGGGACAGCAGACUCGCGUACAAUAUCAGAAUCAAACUUGUCCACUUCGGGGUACUCCUCCAUCUCGAGUCCGGGAUUGUCCAGGUGCAACUCGAGUAGCCCUAUGAUUGCGGACGAGAUGAACAUUGGGGCUUUCCAGCGCGCGGGUCAGGGACAUCUUCAGGCGAGUCCAACUCGUGCGCCCCGCAAGGCCUCUCACCACCUCGUGCCACCAUUCAGUAACUACCCAACUCACCAGACAAGUAAUAGCGCCACUAGUGCCACGACAAGCGGUAGACAUCACGAUGCCAGCGGAAUUACAGCACCGUUAAUCCGAUCUGGAUACCUACUAGAACCAGACGAUACCGGUGACUCCUCGAAGCGUCGCAGCUCUUUCGGAGGAUGCUUCGCCUCGCAGGAGAGCCGACAGCACGAACAUUACGCCGCUGGCCUUCCUCCCAGUCAUCCUGGAAGUAGAUGCCCUUCAAGACUGAGUGAACGAGCUCUGUUGUUCCGCUCCAAUCGGAAUAGCCAGCAGACAACAUCGAACGAGGAAUCGUUCGACGAAGAGAUAAAGCGCGAGCUCGAGGGGAGAUACCAAGCCGACUGCAAUUCUGGCGAUGCGCGAGGUACUUCCCGGACUCAUUGGAUUCCAUCCUACUCCCGAACUGCGUCAUCGCUGGACAUUCCUUCGGAAGAGCCCGCUAUGGGACGAUCGCGAGCUCCUUCUUCGUGGUCGGUACCCGACUCAAUGCGACAUGACCAGGAGCACAACGUCAAUAUCUGCAAUCAUGUCCGAACGGCUUUCCAGCUGGAGGAGCCACGAGCAUCGUUUUCACAUCAAUACCCAGAGCAAGACCGAGAGAUCAGAGAAGCUCUCCUCCAAAGAGCUCGCUGUAAAAGCUGGCAGCCUCUAAACCAGAACCUGACCGAUCAGAGCUUCAGCACCGGGUCCGCGAAUAUUCCCCGGUCUCCUUCCCACCUCGAGCCGAAUGCGCAAGAAAUGACGGGAGGUCUGUCAUCGCCGUCUUCAACGGCAUCGAUGGAAUCGGUCGUCCCUUCGAAAAUAUGCAGAAACGCCUCGAAAGCGAGCAUGGGCGCGGCUUCUGGCCAGGGUAACGUCACCACCUCAGAAUCGGACUCAGAACGGAAGCACGCCGCCCAGAUGCAAGCGCAUCGCGUAGCGCGCAGAUUGCAGAAAAAACAGAGGUCCGUAGAUGCAGCCGCCGGGGGCUCGGGAACACUACAGACUGACCGCCAGAAACUCAGUCCGGUUGUUCGCAGUGGUCAGAGGAGGUCCCCGUCGUUAUCCCCGUGGUCUUCCAUUGAUCGAUCUGCUCACUCGCCCAGGGGAUCGAAUCAAGAUCUAGGUGGAAAAAUGUUCAUUUGCUCCUCAUCUAGCUCUGACGACGAACCAACAAUCGACUAUGCAAGUAAUUACACCGAUGCAAACCGUCAACGAGGCACUUCGGCGCGGCUUAUGCGAAGCGCCACAGUUGAAACGUGCGAUUGCUCCCAUAAACACCGACGACAACGAUCUCGUUGCUCGCAAGAAUCCUUAUCGCCGCACAACCAGACACCUUCAGGCUCCAGUAGAAAUUUAUUGGCGCAACCUCCCUCGUUGGCUUACCAGAAGUCACAGAGUUUUGACGGCGGUUACGACUAUCAGCCACCGGGCUCAGAAGGAAGUCCUCAUGGAUCGCCCAGCAGAUCGCCCUCGGGUUUCCGAGCGCUCAGUCGCGAUGCUUCGUCUAACAGCGGCAGUUGGGGCAGCCAUCAUUCCUUGCGGAGACAAUGCGCGUUGCAGGACAACGCCGAGGAAAUGGACAUCUUCGGAAACAUCCCUGACCCCGACUUCUACCCAAGAGUCCAACUGACAGAGGGACGCCCGCCCCCGGAAAUCAGGGCGGAGCACCAAUUCGACAGCCUCGUUUACACUCUGGACAGUGGUGGACCCCGACGAGCGACUUCCGCCAAAGUCGCUACUUUGGGGAAAAUUGUUGCAGGCGGAACGUAUUCCAAUUCCGAAAGUUCUGUAUCCUCCGUGGACAAAACGGACCUGUCCUCCGGCAAGGAAAUUGAUGUACCCAAAAUCGAGAUCCAGAUGCCGACACCGAUCUGUGAGAGCAAGGGUUUCGAGCAGCAACCGGGCCACCAUCUGCUCCGCACAGCGUCACCAGAGGAGCUUCCGACAAUCAUGGUGCAGAGCGCAACCCCAGUGGCCACACCGGUGCUAGAGCAUAAGGCAUUCAAUGUGAAACCAAUGAAGACGGGAGUACACUCAGAUGGUGAGAUGAAGCUCAAGGGGGGCGUAGAUGUCGGUCGAGGGAAACGACGCGAAGAACUCGGCUCCCGUUUGUACCGGUCGGAAUCCCAAGGAACGGAGUCGAGUUACAAUCCUGCGCACGUGCCUAAGCAGAAAAGUUACAGCGCGUCUUUCGACUCGACGAGCGACUCCAUAUUCGAACCGGAGACCGAAGCGGGACUCUAUGACGACGAUCGCAUCCCGGAGGUUUCGGUGGUGCCCCCCGAUCCUCCCGGAGCGCAUCAACGCCUCGCCGAGGAAGGAGUAAGCGUGGACUGUCAACGAGGAGUUAUUUGCAUCGAACUCGAACCCCCGACGCCCACGUCUGAAGAUUCCCCACCGUUCGAUCCACGUGUAGUCGCUUACCAAUCGUGA